Molecule: messenger RNA, 210 nt
Organism: Plasmopara halstedii
Lineage: Eukaryota; Oomycota; Peronosporomycetes; Peronosporales; Peronosporaceae
Exons: 3
Coding region: 1-210 (69 amino acids)
Source: RefSeq, a predicted model, not a curated record
AUGAUUGACUUCUGCAGCUUCGUGUCGAUUGAAACGUUUGCGUUAAAGUAUCGUAAAACAGCCGGUGCUCCUCAGGAUAACAUGGUGGACACUGACUUUUUUGCAAGAUACAACUUGAGAUCGCAAAACUUUCUUCGAUGCCUAUUAAGCAGUAGUAGAAAGUAUUUGAUUCUCCGUAUUUACUCAUCAGCAUUACGACAACUACGCUGA